CGUGACCGCCCUCGUCGCCCUCGGCCUUCUCAUGAUGUUUCGUCGCUCUCAUUCCUCACUAAGAAGCAGGGCGUUGAAAUCUAUAGAAACGACUAUUAACGGGCACCUUGCCACUGAUGACGACGAUGACGAGAACAACGGUGUCGGCGUUCCUCGCCUUGUGGCACAAGGCCUUUCCGGGUGCAUGUAGAUGGCAAAAUUUGACAUGAAGCAUUGGGUACCGGAUCUGUUGGGUGACUCUCAGUACCAUCCGUGUGAGAGUGUGGAGUGUUGACGUGCCUUAUCAUGCGAAGAAGCUUGAGGUUGAUCUGAGGGAACUGAUUCGGUUGCCCCUUUGUACUUGCUACCUGAUUCGUUUGUCCCUUUGUCCCUUACGGCACAGGCCAGUGCGUCGUGCGGCCAAGCGUCUUCUUUUACCCGGACAAGCACUCGCAUACAAUGACUAUCGAUCCUUUAAAAACCCUCUGCCCAUAGGCACUCGAUCUCCGUCACUCCCAUCCUCACUAGGCUCUCACCCACUCCGGAAGAACAGCUUUCGACUCGCCUCCAUCUCUAUAUCCACCAAUGAUCGCUUAUAAAAGUGAUGCUGAAGGCCACGACAAGCUCCCGAUAGACCUAGCUCAUUCCGAAAGUCCAAUGAAAACAAUCUCCAGAAAGGCCUCGCAGGAUGAUCAAGGUGAAGGCUACGGAGGCCACGACGGUUCAUGGUCGGUGGCACACGACUGGGUUGACGAUGUCGAUAGCUUCAAGGGUACUUGUACCCUGGGGUAUGUCGUAAACGAGGAUGAUUAUGAGGAUGAGGACCUUUCUUUUAUAUCUCAGCAGCCGACGAUACGCUUGGUAACAAACGCGCGUCCAGCUAUGGACAUAGAUCUUCCCUUGCUACCGUCAAACGUAUCUAUUCCGGCACUUGCAUUCUCCAAGGUGCAUCGCGAACUCGCAUCAUCCCCCUCUCCUAGAAUCCCGUGUCGUAUGCUCCGCGUCCCCGAUUUUGUCGAUCCUCCCGAGACCUAUAGGCCGUGCCAGACUCAUGACGAGGAUGAGGAGGUUCUAUACCUCUGGUGCAACGGAGAAAACUACGUCGUCGCUCACGCAGACCUUAGCGUUGUUUGGGAUGAAUGGGGCCAAGUUCCCUACCUCCACCCCGACCUCUUUAGUGCACUCCCCUCGAAGAAUUCCUCACCCGUGUACUCCCCUUCCACACCAACAUCGUCCCUGUCGGCCAGCGAUUCCUUCAAUCCGCAAUGGCUUUCGGCCUCGCCUGACCAGGAGUCUAGGGGAGAAAUGAAGGACUUCCCGGAAUCACUAGUCGCUGCGCUCACCAAGCUGCGCCUAGCAUCCAGCGACGGCAUGAUUCCCUUCUCAGAGGUGGCGCUGAGACAGCUUGUUAAAGUCUCAAUGGCGGGUGGCGAGCUCCCGCCUGUCCUCUUCAAUGAGCCCGUACCGAAGAGAGGUCGCCCGCUCAAACGUCGUCUCGUCCAGGAUUAA
This is a messenger RNA of Stereum hirsutum FP-91666 SS1, 1488 nucleotides long. RefSeq lists its product as uncharacterized. The record is from RefSeq and is a predicted model, not a curated record. The transcript is spliced from 8 exons. NCBI's taxonomy places the organism in Eukaryota, Fungi, Basidiomycota, Agaricomycetes, Russulales, Stereaceae. The coding region runs from base 565 to 1488 and encodes 307 amino acids.